AAUGCAGAUUUUUUUGAAAAAAAAGGGAGAGUUUUAUUUUUUAUUUUUGGCUCAAUUUCUUUUUCUUUAAAUGUAUUAUGUUGAUCAUACCAGACCACCAUGGGUAGACAUUGCUUUACCUCCAGCUAUUAUCCUUCCAGCAACUACACUCAUCACAUUGUACGCCGUGGUACUUGGUCUCGAUUAUAGUCUACUGAGUAAUGAACGUUACUUACGAAAAUACAUUUCCGCCACCCAACUACGCAUCGGCAUGGCCCUCAUGCAUAUCAUUUUACCCAUGAUAUUUAUAUCCAACCACCCUCCAUGCAAUAUUCUGUUCGCUGCAGGGCCGUGGUUUAUCGCCUCUUAUGCUGCGCAUAUGCCCACAGACACACUGACCUUCAAAAAAUGCGUGUACGAUCUAUUCAAGGUGACCAUCCAAGACGAUAAAGAUACAGACAAAGCAAAAAUUCGAUACAAAGGUGUAGCCAAAGUGUCAUUGGGUGUAUUUAAACUGAUAUGGAUGCGAAUGUUUAUUAAUCCAUUGUUACCUGUGCAUCCGGAUGAUGCGUUGGAAUAUGCUUGGCUACAUCCUAUGAGCUUGAUUUAUACGAUAUUAUUUGGGAUCAAGGCCUAUUGCUUAUUGGGUGCUGUGGAUAUUUUUAUGGGAUUGGAACAGACUUUAUUUGCAUGGAAUAUGGUGGAUCUUUUUGAUUCGCCUAUUCUUGCUACGAGCCCAAGAGACUUUUGGAGAGAUGGAAUAAAGUGGUUCGAAACCUGUUGCAUACACAAGUAUUUUCAAGCGGAACACAAACAAAGAAAGGAAUAGCAAAGAAAAGCUCAUCUUCAUACUGGUCGAGUCGAUCUAUACGUGGCCUACUUUCAUUUAUGAUUAGCGGAUUGUUUCAUGAAUUGAUUAUUAUGAGUGCAUGCAGAAGAAUCACACUGGAGAACUUUGCAUUUUUCACGCUUCAAGGGGUAGCGGUGAUGAUUGAAGUCACAUUACGUCAAGGCGCUUUGAAAGAAGAGCGA
This is a messenger RNA of Mucor mucedo, 1011 nucleotides long. RefSeq lists its product as uncharacterized. The coding region runs from base 71 to 808 and encodes 245 amino acids. NCBI's taxonomy places the organism in Eukaryota, Fungi, Mucoromycota, Mucoromycetes, Mucorales, Mucoraceae. The record is from RefSeq and is a predicted model, not a curated record. The transcript is spliced from 2 exons.